AGUAAACAUUUAAUUUGCCUUAACAAAUAUAGAGAUCAAUAAUUGAGAUAAAAGCUACCCUAUCUCCCAAAGUGGACCAAAUUACAGAUGUUUACAAAAUUUGAUAAAAAUUGGUUCAGUAAUUUAUCGCGACCAUACAUCGUGAUGCGAAAUUAAAAUGUUAUGUAUAAAUUGAUUUGUAUUUAUACUAGCAACCCUAUAAAGAGUUCCCAAGGAAAAAUAAUUGAUUAAUUUUACAUUGAAUAAUUUGCGUACACCCUCUAUAAAAUAGAUAGUUUGUGGUUGAAUGUUUACUAAAAUAGUUUACAACCCAAUUCUCGGAAAAUAUCGGGAAAAUUCGAUUCUAUUUUAAUUUACCUUGCAGUUUUUUAUAAAUAAUAUAUUUUAUAUUGUUUCCCUCCAAAAAAACUUAGCAUAUAUUUCAUAAUCUUUUUCAAAAUCAAAGCUUUGGAAACUUUAUGAAAUUAUUAAAAUUCCAAAUAAUUACUGUCUUUGCCAAAGGGUUGGCAGGAGCUAGGAUAAAAAUACCUUUUGACAGUUGACACACAUUUUCUUAUGAUAAAUCAAUAUAUCUCGGCGUUUUCCCGAUGAUUUUUCUCACUAGUUUUAGGUUUUUAGGGUGAGUAAAUGUAUUUGUUAAGCAAGUGAAAAUGAAAUGGAGUCCCCACAUUUGGAUUUGUCGAGGCUGCUUAAUUGUGCUUGCGUUAUGGGGUGUUUCUGGAGAAUUAGGUAACCCUUAUCAAAUAUUAGGGGUUCGCAACACAGCCUCACAGUCAGAAAUUAGGAAAGCCUAUAAGCAGCUUGUUAAAGAAUGGCAUCCUGAUAAAUCCAAUGAUCCAAAUGCAGAGGAAAAAUUUGUUGAAAUAAAACAAUCAUAUGAAAUUUUAAGUGAUCCUGAUAGAAGAAAACGUUAUGAUAUUCAUGGGAUAACUGAAGACGAUUUUUAUAAGCGACCAGAAUAUGCACCUUUACAUACAAAUCAUCCUUUUGAAGACCUUUUUGCUCAGCAUGGGGCCCAUUUCAACUUUCAAGAAAAUGAUAUAACAUUUUUUCAUAAAUUGUCGAUAACAACAAGGCAAUUUGAUAAAAUAAUUGUUCCAAAAAGUAGUACUGUACCCCAUUUAAUAUUUUUUUAUUCCGAUUGGUGUUUUCAAUGUAUUCAAACAGCCCCAUACUGUCGAAAACUGGUGGAUAAUUUGGAACCACUUGGUAUAAAUUUUGUUACUGUUCAUUCUGGACGCGAGAAAAACUUAGGUAGAAGAUUGAGCAUUCAUACAUUACCGUGUUUGGUUUUAUUAUUAGAUGGAGAUAUUUAUGUUUAUAAAGAAACAAUUACUAGCGUUCAAAGAAUAAUUGAAUUUAUAAGGAAUAAGAUGCCAUAUAAAUUGGUGACUAAAAUUAAUUCAGAUAAUAUAGAAGAAUUUUUAAAUGGAUGGGAAGAUAACAGAGUAAGAGGACUCAUUUUUGAACCCAGAAGUACAAUUAGAUUACGAUAUUUGGUCACUGCCUACCAUUUUAGACAUAGAAUAGCUUUUGGGUUUGUAGAAUCGAGAGAUAUAAAAAAUAAAUACUUGUUGCCGCAUGAUAUGGAUACUGUAUUAUUAUUCAAUGAAAAUGUUUCAUAUCCAAUGGCUAGUGUAUCUAUGAAAGACAUUCCGACAGCUACUUUACAUCAUGUUAUUUCUUCUAAGCAGUACCUUGCUUUACCAAGAUUGUCAUCUCAAGAAAUUCUAGAAUCAUUAUGCCCCGAGGAUUUCAAUAAACCUAGAAAGAAACUUUGUGUUGCUCUAGUUAUAACUUCCUCUUCAUUUUACUAUCCUUACCGACAAUCAUUUAUGUAUUUAUCACAGCAGCCAAAUUAUAAUAAUGAAAAAGUGAGAUUCGUUUACAUUUAUUAUGACAAACAGACAGAGUUUGUUAAUUCUUUGGUGCCAGAAGAUGAAAUUAUUCAACCUCUACUACGUAUUGUGAUUUUAUGGAGAAGGGAUACCUCUCAUGUUAGGUACGAAUGGGUACCUGGUAAAUGGGACACAGACAAAAACUCAAGUGACUCUACCUCAGUUUUAGAAAAAGUUAUUACUAGGUUAUUAAAACCUAGCGAAAAUUUGCCACAUGAAACAAUUGUUAAGGAUUUGGUGGAUGAACAUGCAAGAGGGGUAGUUUGUCGGAUGUACACAAAAGUUUUUCAAUUUGUAGAAAGAACUUAUGAUGGAAUGACAAGAGAUCAAAUACUAGCGUUAUUUUCUAUAUUGGGAACAAUAUUGUUUAUACUAGCCAUAGGGUAUUUUAUGGCAUAUUUAGUUCGUAUAGAAGAGGAAAGUAUCCAAAAACAAAAGGCCAAAACUAGUAACAACAACAAUAGCGUUAAUGUUUCAUACCAACCAGAGUUACGCUUACACGAAAUGCGAUCUGAGACAUACAAUGCUUUAGUAAGGCUUUUAAAACCGGGUUGCCGUACUAUUGUACUAGUUCUUGAUAUGCAAUCUCGACAACAGUUGAUACCGCCAUUUCAUAAGGCCGUUUGGCCUUAUAGAAAGAACAAAACAUUGAUGUUUUCUUAUAUGUACAUUGAAAGGGGCCUUAAAUGGUACAAGGAGCUACUUCAGCUGUCUUUACCUGAAGAUAGAGAUCUAAACAUCAAUCCUAGAAACUGUGUUGGCACAGUUUUAUCCAUAAAUGGACACAGAAAAUAUUUUUGUGUCUUCCAUGCAAAGCAUAUGGAAAAGCGAAAGAAAAAAAUAAAAAACGGAUCAUUACCACUUCCCACAGAAAUUGAUUGUGAAAGUGGAGCCUUUAUUGGCUUUAAUUCCGAUAGUUCAGAUUCUGAAGGUGGUGUUUUACUACAAGGUUCUCUUUUAGAUGGAUUUUCAAAUUGGCUAGAUAGAUUAUUCGAGGGUACGACUCAACGUUUUCACGUCAACUAUUGGCCUGAAUUUCCUAUCAAAUAAAAGUUAUAAUCGCUUAAUUCUAUUAUGGUUCAUCGUUUUAAGGGAACUUCCUGUAUCUACUUACAGGAACCAACCUAUGUAAUGUGUAUUUAUAAUACACAAUUAGUAAAUAAUUGGAAAGAAACGUGUUGGUUUGUUUUAAAGAGAUCAAUAUUACCAAAUGGUUAGUAAGUGGAUUUUGUUGUUGGAGGAUUUUUUGUAUUAGUUUUUAAUUGUUGAAUAUGUAUUUUUUAUCAUGUUAGCAAUGCAUUAAGCUGAAUGGUGUCCUUGGAAGCGUUUAACAGAGUUUUUUUUAAAUAUAAAUUCGUUUUUUUGUUCUAAAGUCUAAUGAAAUAUUUAUUGCUGUACUUUGGUUUUUUUUUAUGAUCAGUAAUUUUUCAAAACAUUGACAUGUCCAUUAUUUCUUUAGAAACAUUUGUACAUUUAGUUGUAGUUUACAUAUUUAAAACUAUUUGUUUAUAAUUAGGAGUACAUUUUAAUAUUGAAAUUUUAUUCAAUUAAAUGCUACAAUGUAUAGAAAACUAUCUACAUGAAAUUAUUUUUAGUUUAUAUCUACAGAAAUCCAGGAAAGUUGUAUAAAAAUCGAAAAUUUGUUGAAAUUCAUUAGUAUUUCAUCUGUGGAAUCAUUACAAAUUACAUAUAUUUGGGGAUUCCAUUCAAUGUUAAAGAUACGUUAUUAGGUACCCUGGAAAAUAUAUGUAGUUUACUAUUUUGUAGUGGAAAGUCUUGAAGAUAAAAAAAUACACUACACCAUUGAUGCCCCAAGAAAACGAUUUAUUACAGUAAAUACUGUAGUUUUUAUCAAUAAACAUUUUUUAAAACUAUACAAUCAUUAAACAAACCAAUUCAAUCAAAGAUAAAAAAAAUUGCAGUAUCCAAUGCAUUUAAACAUGCAUAAACAAAACUAAACUAUGUAUGCUAAGUAAUCUUGAGGACAUUAAUAUGUUUUAAAGGAACUUUUCUGAUAUAAAAGUAAUGUUAAAAUAGCUAUUGUGAUUUAUCACAUCUAGCUACCUUCAUUACCAAUGAAUUCUAUAGAUAUAUGCUGUUGUAUGUUGUAAAUCUUCAAUCUUUCUCGAAUAAUGAUAUGAAGUAAAACCUUUUUACUAAAAUUCAUUUCUUUUUUUCAUUUUUUGGAAGGCGUUUGUACAUACCAUGUGGGUGGGGAACCUUUUUACCAUUAGAGGCCACAUUUAAAUUAUUCCACAUAAACUGAUUUGCCUAUAAAAGUGACUUGAGUGAAAUUUUUAUAUUUUUCUAUAGGUUUAUUAAUUUAUUGCAUUAUAUAGGAUAAAUAAAAGGGGGCCGUUUUUAUUUCAACCUCCAAUCGCUCCGUGCAGACGCUACGCGGGCAGAAGAAAGCGCUGUAGGCGAUUGCGAAGCUCUCGCACCUCUCGUCACUUAGUUCUUCUUCCGUUGUGAAGUCAACGUCAUCUGCACUGAUCCACUCAUUUACGUCACUGGGCUCAACAUCCGGUUAUAAAGUUUGCAAAUCCCUCAAAAUUGCUUGAGUGUUUCAUCUUCAUUCUCUUAACUCAUAAGUUUAUUUUGGUGCGAUGGCGUGUGACGUGACGGACAGUCGAUCGAUAUUUUCAGGGGUUAUAAUCGUUCUGGCACUACCACCUCUUUUUCUAGACGUCGAUCCAGUUUGCUCGAGGUUGCUUAACCAUAUUUUAAUCCCAAAUGGAACAGGUUGGUUACGUGGUAUGUUAAAAUGCCGUCUAAAAUCCCAACACGUUUGCACUAAACUAUUGCCAUUUUGAUGAUAAUCCUUAAUUGCGUAACCGCAAUGCUCACCCGUCCAAUGCUCCAUUGUAGACUAAAUGGCAAGCCACUGAACCGCACGAUACAAGCCCCACCCCAAAUCUUCUCGUUUCAUUGCCGAACCCUGUAUUUAUAAGCUUGCGUUAGAAAAACGACUUGAUUGAUUUACAAAUUUUUUCAUAGAAAACUAUAGUUUCGACAAAAAAAUUGUAAGGGACCUAUUUUAUCGAGAAAAACUCACCCUACAACGUGGUAUUUUUCAUUUUCUUCUAUCUUCAUCACAGAGUGAAAUAAUUUUAAAAUCAAAAUCUAUAGAAUCAACCUUUUAGCAUAUAACUUAUUUUUUUCGUGAAAAAUUGCCUUCUUUGGCUAGGCUAUUUUAACGUUGACAUGAUACUAUUUUCUCAUAUUUUUCUAUUUUUGUCAUAUUGCUAGUUAAUUUAUAAAAAAAAUGAUAAGAUGGAUUGAACGAUAAACAAAAAAUAAUAUUUUGGCCUUUCUAAUACUUCGUAUAUUCUAAACAUAUUAGGGCUUAUAUCAAAAGUUUUAAAUGCCAAUAAAUAAUAUCACAUUGUUAAAACAAUUGUAUCUUGAAAGUAUGAACUGAAGUAUUCACUUUUUCUAGUCAAAUUGUAGAUUUAAUUAAAUUGAGUAGUAGUAAGUAUUUAUAAAGCGGAAAAAAUUAGGUAGGCACACUCAUUUUUCAAAUAAAUAUUUAUCUCAUUUAAAUGGACUGUUAUUCGAAUAAAUUUGUUGGUUAAUGGGAAUUUCCAUAAUAAUUUUUCACUUCACUAUUUAUAAAAUGUAUUCCAGUAUAAAAUAUUCACAUACAGACAUAAGAUUGCAAAUCUCAACAAUGUAUAAAAAAUAUUUUUUCUGUAACAUGACUCCCUCACCCAUUUUGUAUAUACCAUUAUAGUUGUUAUGUUACUGAAAUUCAAUUUCCGCAAUAUCAAAUAUUCACCUUUGUUUCAAACAUCGUCAAAUCUUGAUAAAAUAAAACUAUAUAAUAGUGAAAAUGUCAGCAAUUAGGAUCAGUGGAAGAAAAAAUAUAGUAUAUAAUUCGUGCUCAUUUUCCAUUUUCCUAUAGCUUCCCAAACUGUCGUACUUAUGAGUAAUGUAUCAUGACGUGACAUUUCGAUUUCUGCUGUGUUUGUAUAUCUAAAUCUUUAUUAUUAAAUACAUACCUGUCUUUAUCUCACUAUAUUGUGCAAUUUCAUUGUCUUUUUUGCCAUAUUUCUAUUUAUUUAAAGAAAUUUAUGAAUUAAAUUAAUCUCACCAAGCCACGCCACUGCUUAUCACAGACUUUUUGACAGGAAUAUUUCGAAGAAAUUGUGUACAUACAGCUUCGGCCAAUAGAAAUGCAUUUAUUUUUACGAUUCGAUGUUUUCAUUGGUAAACUGUGGAGAUGAUGAGUCCACGUGGACUGAUGGUUUCUUAGAUGUUUAACGAAUUUUAUACGGGGAGUAAACAUUAUUUUUCAUUUCUUAAUUUGGUAUGAGUACUAUGCUUAUUUAUGAAAUAUUGAUUGUUCUUCGCAUAAUUGUCUUCUGCUUGCCCAUCAAAAUAUUUUUUAAGUACAUUUUUUUAUAAUAUGUUAUGGAGUCACACCAUUAUCGAUUUGUUACUUGACAUAAUAUUUUUAUGUAUCUUCAGGAAAAAUAGUUUUAUGGACAUAAAUCAGGAGUUGUGGCAGGCCACUUUAUUGCACCACUUCCAAUUCAUGUUUGUAAAAAAACUUCAAUUUAAGCGAAUUAAAAUGUGUUGAUGCACCAUUCUUCCGAAACCAAAGAAUGGUACAAAUAAUAUCUGUCCAAGCAUCGAAAGGCAUUUGUGUUAUGUGUAUUAUUUCUGUCUUUCAGAAUUUCAAUUCGUAUAUAAUUCUUGUAGUAGAAAGAUGAAACUGAUUUUUCUAGAUAGAAUAUUUAAUCACAAUUAAUAAAGAAAAACUGGCCACUAGAUUGUAUUAUUAAAAGAGAAAUUUUCAUGGAAUUCCUGUAUCAAACAUUUUUACGCUACUUUAUCUUUUUAUGUCACCAUUCAAAGAAUCGUUAUUUUUUGAUUUUUUUUUUUAAUUUAACAUGUAAAUUUCUUAAACUGUAUGUAGAAUUUGUGAUGAAAUUUAAUUUUCCAUGCUAUCAUUCUAUUGAUAAAUAGCGUUAUAGCUUCGGUACACCAAACCUUUUAAACUAUAGGGUUAGUUGACGAUUUUUUAAAAUCUCGUUUUUUCUUUUGUUUAUUAUAUAAAUAUUCAGAAGCAAUGUGUAUUUCCCACUUAAAUGUCUUAUAAUACGUUGAAAAGAUUUUUUUGUGAAUUAUAUUUGAUAUAUGUUAGCUCAGCUUAGUCAUUUUGAUCAAUAAUAAUAUAUAUCAACAACAUUGUAAAUCAUAUAUGAUGUAAUGUAGUAAUUCUUCAUUCUAAUUUAUGUUAUUAUCCUAAUUUAUACUUCUAUAUCAAUUCACAAAACUAAACAGUUCUUUUUUCAGUCGCAUUUGUAAUUCCAAUAGUAUAUUAUUUCCUGCCCUUCAGGCAUCUGUAUAUAUACUGUGAUGGAAAUUCCAUUCUAGAGGCAUAGCAGCUAUUCGGUAGAGAUCAAAGCUCUACAGCCAUUUUGUUUUCCUCUAAUUUUUGUGAGCGAGCGCCACACGAAAAAAAUUCAUCCUUAAAAUCAUCCAAUUCCCAGCUUUGCAGGGAAAAUUUUUUCCUAUAGCAGGGCCAUUUCUAAUAUAAUAAUAAAUAAUAUUAGAAAAUUAUUGUAAUAUUUGCAGUGAAAAAUGUCAUUAAAUUUUUCGAUUGAAGAAUUAGCGAUUAUAGUUCUUCUUCUUUUGAAAAAAAUCACAGUAAAAAUAAAAAAAAAACUCAAAAUUUAUUUCAUUUGAUGUACUGACUACUGGGUAAUAGCUGACCGAACCCGAAACAAAAGAAUAUUCACACUAUCGGUACAUGUCGUGACAAGUUCGAUCUCGCUCAAACAAAAUUUCUUCGAACCUGAUCGUGAUUGGACUAUGACAUAUAUUUUUUACUUCAUAAUAUUUCAUCAAACCGAGAUUGGACCGAGAACGAACUGUGAACGGCUUUAUAGUGAGGAUCGACCCUUAAUCUUUCUGUAUCGAAACUAGUUAUGCGGCCGGUUAGUCACUGAGUUAGUAAGAGGCAGCUUGCUCGCGUAUAUUUGAGUGGCAACGUUGCCAGGUCGCCACACUCUAGACUCUAGAGAGUCCACACAGAGAGCCGACAGUCGUGUUUACGCUUACAAAUUAGCGACAUAGCAAAUUUGUCGCUGAGUUAACGACCAUACACUUCCAUACGAAUUAUUUGGAUAGGAAGUCGGCGUCUCGAUGAGGGAGGGCCCUUAUUUUCACAUAAUUUUUUUCAGAAAAAUAUUUUAUGUCACCCUUUGUCUCUACAAGAAUUUUUACAUGGUGAAGUGACCAACUGGAUGCAAAAUAUCCCCAAUAUAAUAAUCUGCUGCCUCGAAUAAGUCCCAAAAUCCCCGCUUGGGCUCCACUACUAAAUAGCUGUUAUUGUUUUCUUAUGUUAUCAUUAUAAUAAUAUCAAUUCUGUUUCAAAAAAUCGGCCUCCGUAUUGAAAUUAACAAACGACUUCAUCAGUUAAAACCUGCGACAUUAAACUAUAUAAUUAUAUGAGUGUCAAUUUUUUUGAAAAUUCUCAAAUAAUCAUAUUAAAACUAAUUAUUUUAAACUUCAAACCCAUUCAUAUAAAAGAAACUAUUGAGUUUUCCCCUAUCGUCAACUACCUGAUUAAUUUUAUAUUUCAUUUAAUUUUCAAGUUGUUAUUUAUUGUCUUGUGAAACUGCUGCAGAUUUGUAAUAUAUUCUUUUUGACAGUU
This is a messenger RNA of Diorhabda carinulata, 8562 nucleotides long. RefSeq names its product dnaJ homolog subfamily C member 16 (gene l(3)80Fg). NCBI's taxonomy places the organism in Eukaryota, Metazoa, Arthropoda, Insecta, Coleoptera, Chrysomelidae. The coding region runs from base 651 to 2948 and encodes 765 amino acids. The transcript has 11 exons. The record is from RefSeq and is a predicted model, not a curated record.